This is a messenger RNA of Marmota flaviventris (yellow-bellied marmot), 4112 nucleotides long. RefSeq names its product stromal interaction molecule 1 (gene Stim1). Gene Ontology annotation, molecular function: calcium ion binding; protein binding; calcium channel regulator activity. Gene Ontology annotation, cellular component: endoplasmic reticulum; plasma membrane. The record is from RefSeq and is a predicted model, not a curated record. Gene Ontology annotation, biological process: activation of store-operated calcium channel activity; store-operated calcium entry; intracellular calcium ion homeostasis. NCBI's taxonomy places the organism in Eukaryota, Metazoa, Chordata, Mammalia, Rodentia, Sciuridae.
GAGGAGCCGCUGUCCCGGGCCUGGCUGGUGUGCGUAUGGCUGCUGGACCCGGGCACCGCCGCCUGCCUGGGCACGGGACUGGGCGGAGGCGCUGACCUCGGCCUAGGAGGUUUAGGAUCCCGGAGACGCCGCUACCCGCUGGGGCCUGCGAGUCGCACGCCCUCCCCGAGCUUCUGCUCGCCGCUCCUUCGCGGGGCGAGGUCAGGUGUCCCCGUUCUCUUCUUUCCCUCCCCCACCUCGGUACCCGCGGGAGAUCCUGCCCGCCCCCUUUCUCAAGGGUGUAGCAGGCUGCGGAGCUGACGGCAGCCCCGCAGCCACCCUUCCCAAACUCUCCGGAAACCGCCCGAGCUCAGGCCGCUGCAGCUCCGGCGGACCCACUGUUGGACCAGAGGCCCGGUCCUCCUCCCGCGCCCAAACUUGGAGCACUUGACCUUUGACUGUCGGAGGAGGCAGGCCCGCAGGUGGCUGGACAGCUGCGGCCCUGAGAGGGCAUCUUGCCUGGGGACCGUCGGCUGCACUCCCGGACUCCGGGCUUUGCUUCUGGGAUUGCAAGGUGUCCACUUAAGGCGCAUGUGGAUUGAGACCUAGAGUCAUGGAUGUUUGCGCUCGUCUUGCCCUGUGGCUCCUCUGGGGGCUUCUCCUGCAUCAGGGCCAGAGCCUCAGUCAUAGUCAUAGCGAGAAGGCCACAGGAACCGGCUCAGGGGCCACUUCUGAGGAGUCCACUGCAGCAGAGUUCUGCCGGAUUGACAAGCCCCUGUGUCACAGUGAGGAUGAGAAGCUCAGCUUUGAGGCAGUCCGCAAUAUCCACAAGCUGAUGGAUGAUGAUGCCAAUGGGGAUGUGGAUGUGGAAGAAAGUGAUGAGUUCCUGAGGGAAGACCUCAAUUACCAUGACCCAACAGUGAAGCACAGCACCUUCCAUGGUGAGGACAAGCUCAUCAGCGUGGAGGACCUGUGGAAAGCAUGGAAGUCCUCAGAAGUAUACAAUUGGACCGUGGAUGAGGUGGUACAGUGGCUGAUUACAUAUGUGGAACUGCCUCAGUAUGAGGAGACCUUCCGGAAGCUGCAGCUCAGUGGCCAUGCUAUGCCAAGGCUUGCUGUAACCAAUACCACCAUGACAGGAACUGUGCUGAAGAUGACAGAUCGGAGCCAUCGGCAGAAGCUGCAGCUGAAGGCCCUGGACACAGUGCUCUUUGGGCCUCCUCUCUUGACCCGCCACAAUCACCUCAAGGACUUCAUGCUGGUGGUAUCUAUUGUUAUUGGUGUGGGCGGCUGCUGGUUUGCCUAUAUCCAGAACCGUUACUCCAAGGAGCACAUGAAGAAGAUGAUGAAGGAUUUGGAGGGUUUACACAGAGCUGAGCAGAGUUUGCAUGACCUUCAGGAAAGGCUACACAAGGCCCAGGAGGAACACCGCACAGUGGAGGUGGAGAAAGUCCAUCUGGAGAAGAAGCUACGUGAUGAGAUCAACCUGGCCAAGCAGGAAGCCCAGCGGCUGAAGGAACUGCGGGAGGGUACUGAGAAUGAGCGGAGCCGCCAAAAAUAUGCUGAGGAAGAGCUGGAGCAGGUUCGGGAGGCCUUGAGAAAAGCAGAGAAGGAGCUGGAAUCACACAGCUCAUGGUAUGCUCCAGAGGCCCUUCAGAAGUGGCUACAGCUGACACAUGAGGUGGAGGUGCAGUACUACAACAUCAAGAAGCAAAAUGCUGAGAAGCAGCUGCUGGUGGCUAAGGAGGGGGCUGAGAAGAUAAAAAAGAAGAGAAACACACUCUUUGGUACCUUCCAUGUGGCCCACAGCUCUUCCCUGGAUGAUGUGGAUCAUAAAAUCCUAACAGCUAAGCAAGCCCUGAGCGAGGUGACAGCAGCACUGAGGGAGCGCCUGCACCGCUGGCAACAGAUCGAGAUCCUCUGUGGUUUCCAGAUUGUUAAUAACCCUGGCAUGCACUCACUGGUAGCUGCCCUCAAUAUAGAUCCCAGCUGGAUGGGCAGUACACGCCCAAACCCCACCCACUUCAUCAUGACCGACGACGUGGAUGACAUGGAUGAGGAAAUUGUGUCACCGUUGUCCAUGCAGUAUGCUGCCUGGCUGAUGGGGCGUAGGUUCAGUGACCGCUCUCUCUGCUCUACAUCCGCCGGCUCGGAUGAUCAGUCCCUCUGGAAAUACCCCGCCCCCAGCCUGCAGAGCAGUGUCCGGCAGCGCCUGACGGAACCACAGCAUGGCCUGGGAUCUCAGAGGGAUUUGACCCAUUCCGAUUCGGAGUCCUCCCUCCACACGAGUGACCGCCAGCGUAUGGCCCCCAAGCCUCCUCAAAUGGGCCGUGCUGCAGAUGAGGCUGUCAAUGUGAUGACUUCCAAUGGUAGCCACCGGCUGAUUGAGGGGGUUCACCCAGGAUGCCUGGUGGAGAAACUGCCUGACAGCCCUGCCCUGGCCAAGAAGGCAUUACUGGCGCUGAACCAUGGGCUGGACAAGGCCCAUAGCCUGAUGGAGCUGAGCCCCUCAGCCCCAUCUGGUGGCUCCCCACCUUUGGAUUCUUCCAGUUCUCAUGGCCCGAGUUCCCCAGACCCAGACACACCAUCUCCAGUUGGGGACAGCCGAGUCCUGCAGGCCAGCCGAAACACACGCAUUCCCCACUUGGCUGGCAAGAAGGCUGUGGCUGAGGAGGAUAAUGGUUCUAUUGGUGAGGAGACAGACUCCAGUCCAGGCAGGAAGAAGUUUCCCCUAAAAAUUUUUAAGAAGCCUCUUAAGAAAUAGGCAGGAUGGGGGUGGCAGUUGUGAGACAGCUUGUCCUUCCCUGGGUCUUCUGCCUUCCCUUCCUUCGAAAUAUCUGGCCCCUAGAUUGGGGCAUUGAAGGUCUGGCCCAGGGGCCUGGGUACUGUACAUACCUGCUGCCUCCAUCCUCGGUCCUUCAUCAUUAUUUAUUAACUGACCACCGAAGCCUGCCUGCCCUGCUUCCCUCCCAACCGUGGGCUGCUGCUGUCACUCCCUCUCCACUUCAGUGCAUGUCUUAGUUGCUGUUCCUUCAGCUCCCAGCUCCUCUGGGGUCCAGCUUCUGUCUGCUGUCCCAUUUUUGAGGUUUGGUUUUUUGUUUCUCUGUCUCCUGCUUUCAGGCUCCUCCCUCCCACCAUAUCCCAACUUCCCCUAGCAGUUGUGGGGAAAACAGGAGGAAUAACUUCUGACACUCGUGCCUCAUAUCUCUUUACCCAUGUAUAGUGGUUCUGUUGGCCCCUGACUGGGGCCAAGGGCCUAAUAUGUGACAUUUGUUCUUUGGGAGUAUGGUGGGCUGAAGAGAACCUCAUGCUGGAGCUCACUCAGGUCUCUAGGGAUCCAUAGGGGAGUGAACCAAUUCCCAGAGAACAAGUCACCAGAGUUUUGAAGAGAGGCCAGGCUAGGGAUGGACUGGGAGAGACCUCUCUUAGUUGGAGGAAGACUGAAUGCCAGAGCCAUGGGCUAUAAGGCAGUCACCUUUUCUCUCGUUGCAUCCACAUCUGCCUCCCUUUACCCUGCUCCCCCAUACUGUAGGAGUGUUCGUCUCUAAGAGGUGCUGCCUCAAAGCAUCCCCAAGUAUACUCCUUGGGCUUAAAACAAUUGGCUUCCCUGGCUAUGGGAACCACAGUUGUAACAGAGGGUUCUUGUGGAGCCCUGGAGCUGCUGGACAAGGAUGUUGCUGUAUUUGAACCAAAAAGACAAAACAGUUUAAAACAAAUCUCCUGAAUUUCCCAAGUGCCUGCACAGCAUACUCCCACUUAGACCCCAUUUUCAUAUUACUGCAUAGCCUGGGCCAAAAUGGACACAACCAAUUUGGGGAAGGGAUGGCAAAGGGAGAUGGUAUAUGUGAAGGCUGUUGUGUGAUCACUUCCCCCCAACCUUUCCAUCUUCUAGACAACUCUCUCUUUUACCUGUUUUUGCUAUGGCUGUAAAAGUAUUUUUCCCCUAUGCCCCAUUCUGCCAUGCCUUUAUCCUGGGAUCCUAUUUUGGGCCUGGGGUGGGUGCACCUAGGGCUGGUCUUAGGAGGGUGCUAGGCUCCAGACUGCCUUGUAUCCCCUGGACACCCUCACAUGGGUUUUUCUGUGUUAUUUCAUAAGACUCUUUGAAGUCCAAUAAAGCAUGUAGGAGAUUUUAA